UACAUAAACAGCUGAUUGGGGCCGAUAGAUAAUAAUCGAUAGUCGAUAAGCUGACGCACCGAUAGACAGUUGGCUGGGAAAAUCCAUUUCAUCCGGGGUGGAAAAGAAUCCGUUUGUGAAAUUCACAAAAUAGGAGCAAUCGCCCAGGCGGAGCACGUUAUCCCAAAGAUCGGGCGAGGGAGUGGCAGAGGAGGAGUGCGGCACGCAUUCUAUUUAGGUUUUGUGCUGAAUGUCCUACUGGCGCUGGUUGUGGUUGGCCCUCAAGAUGAUUUACCAGCUGCUGUGCUGCUCGGUGAGCCUAAUCCUCUUCUGCUUCAACGUUUUCUGGCUGUUCUGCAACCUGGCCAUACCGUGGUGUACCCUCACUCUGCUCAUCGUCUGCAUCGCCUCCAAGUUCGUGAAGCUGCAGCGCAGUCCCAACGAGAAGCGUCUGCUCAGCCUGCUGAGCACGCCGGAGGAUCGGCCCAGCUACUGGGCCAUCGCCAACCGGGCGGCCGGCUUCGAUGCGCCCGAAAACUCCAAGGCAGCCAUUAAAAAGUGCCUCGCACGUGGCUAUCGGAACGUGCUUCUGGAUGCCGGCCUCACGUCCUGCGGCGAAAUAGUCUUGGCCAACCCCAAACGCAUGAAUGUGGCUCAACAGUCGCUGGACGAGUUGCAAAAGCUAAACAUCACGGAAUACCAUCCGAUGGGGUCGCAGUACGAGCCUGAAUCGAUGGCCUCACUCAGACAGUUCGCCGAGUUCCUGGACGCGGAGGCUGACCAGGCCACGGUUUUUCUGCGCCUGCACGACACCAGCGCCCGGAUGCUCGACCAACUGCAGAAGUUUAUGACCACCGACGAGGCGUUUACCCAGCGCACAGUUGUCAUCAGUCGCUCACCACUUGCUAUUUACCAGCUGCGAAAGCUGAAGCCAGAAAUCAUUUGCGGCCUUUGGCACGAGACCUUCUUGUCACUGGCCAUCCUCAAGUCCUCUACACUUGUUACUUCAAUCUACGGUGCUAUUUUGCGCAACAUCAUUGCUCCCGUAAUCGGAAUAAGCGUGGUCUUUCUAAGUAAAGAAGAGAUAAACUUGCACAUUGCCGAUCUGUGGCGCAACGUGGGUGUCCGUCCAAUAGUCUACAUGGUGAAUUCACCUAACGAGAAGCGCUACUUUCAAAAGACUAUGAAGAUCCAGUAUUUAACGGAUUCGCUGCGGUCCGAGCCGCAUCUUCUUAUGAAGGCCUAAGAGCAUCUUGGGGAUUUGAACGAACGAAAACGAC
Molecule: messenger RNA, 1259 nt
Organism: Drosophila gunungcola (fruit fly)
Lineage: Eukaryota; Metazoa; Arthropoda; Insecta; Diptera; Drosophilidae
Product: glycerophosphodiester phosphodiesterase 1
Exons: 7
Coding region: 230-1225 (331 amino acids)
Biological process (GO): lipid metabolic process
Molecular function (GO): phosphoric diester hydrolase activity
Source: RefSeq, a predicted model, not a curated record